This is a messenger RNA of Symbiodinium pilosum, 2313 nucleotides long. Lineage: Eukaryota; Dinophyceae; Suessiales; Symbiodiniaceae. The record is from the annotation of a GenBank genome assembly.
AUGAGGGAACAGCUGAUGGGUUUCAAUGGACAACACACAGCCAACAUGACACCAGACAAGACCGAGUACCACCGGAACAAGGCAUUGGGCAACACAUGGCACAUCCCAUCGGCCAUCUGGCUCCUGCUAUUGAUGGUGAUGGACACCAUACACACACCCACCACAGCCAUUCCCAUCUCACCCAUACAGAGAGCCACGAGCGUCUGGUUGGCCACGAACACCACGUUCGGAACCAAUUGGUACAUCCGAUCGGACAACAAGUACCUCAUGCCAAAGACGCAGGAAGAAUUCGCGGAGCACAACGACCACUACGUCCGGCGGAAACUACAACAAGCCAGAGUCGACGACCAUUAUGAGUUGAUGCUUGAAGAGAUCGUACAGGAGGUCAAGACGGGGAGGAUGAACGGCGAAGCGGACACAACGCAACAUGCAUUAUGCACGACCAACCUUACCAUCACACACCAGAUCACUUCGCAGCCCUUGCCAUCCGAUCACACCAACACAACCCUGACCAGCUCUUACAUGUGUGGGGCCUAUGUCCUGCUCCACACACUGGAAGGGCCCACCCUUUGGAGCCACAACGUCCUCCUCUUCGGAUCCUCAGCCAGCGUCUGGGGAUACAACAGAUUCGGCGACGCCAUGGUGUCGGUGUCGAGGCUGAUCCUUCUUUGCCCAACCAUGCACUACGUCGACGACUAUGGUAGCACCGAGGCAUCACACCAAGCAGACUCGGGUUUUCGCUCCUUCGAGGACUUCAACGGGGCCCUGGGCUACAACAUGAAGACCAGCAAGAGGCAGCCACCAGCAUCCAGCCACAAGAUCCAAGGGGUGAUCAUCAGCACAGACACAAACCACAUCACACUGACCCCUUGCCCACAACGUGUCGAGCGCAUGUGCACGGACAUCACAGCAUGCCUCCAGAGCAACACCCUCGAACCGGACCAGGCCCGCAGAAUGGCAGGCAAGUGCAGCUUUCUCACAGGCCGCCUGUUUGGCAAAGUCGGGAGGGCUCCGCUCAAGGCCAUCUACUCCAGAGCACAUAGCAACAUAUCUCACCUUGACAAACCCACCAGGUCCGCAUUACAUGCCCUCCUAGACAUCAUCCGACAUUGCAGACCCAUGCGGAUACCCCUGCAGAUACAACACCGACAUUUCACCAUCAUCUAUACCGACGCCUACUACAUCGCAGGAGGAACCAAACUACGACCUGGAGACGAGGUUCCGGAUGGGUGGCAACCAGCCGACUACACAUCGGUCGAGAAUGGGUGGGGCGCCGUGAUCUUCCCACCAGGAAAGACAGAUCGAGCCUGGUAUUUCCAAGGCAGACUUCCCCAAGAAAUCCUUAAACAGUUCAGCUCCAACACUGCCUUUAUUUACCUCCUCGAAGCUUGGGUCGCCAUCAUUGCACCGAUAGUAUGUGAACCCAUCUUGGGCGACUUCUACAUCCAAUGUUGCGACAACGAGGCAGCGCGCCAUGCCCUCAUUAAAGGAGUAGGGCUGCGCGACGGGCAGUCCCCGCACCUCGUCGAGAAGCACACGGAGAUUGCGAGUGGCAUUUCGCGGUAUCUGGAAGGAAGCUGUUUGGCCUGGGCGGCUAUGGAGCGAAGGCGCACGGAACUCCUUUGGAGGCUUUCCAAACGAGUGAACGAGGAGCGCGGUCGCCUGGACAUUCGCGACGGCCAUCUGUUAGAUCCUCGGAAUCGCGACCCCAAUUUCUUGGCUACGGCUGAGCUCGAGACAAAUAGCUGGUUCCAGCAAAUGCUCAAAACGUCUGCAGCCUGGAAAGUAAAGUUUGGGGACCUGGAAGUGCUUCACGUUGAUGUGCAUGGGUGUCAAGAUCCGCCGAACACCCCUUCGCACCUUACGAUAGGACUAGGUGCCAUGUGCUUUCAUGCCAUCGACCAGGGCGACACUGACUCCUACCAGGACGCAAUGCGCUUUGGCCAUGCCCUCUGCCGCGAGCUCAGCGACAUUCUGGCAAAGGCUCAAGGACUUCGGCCACGGGCCGCUCUGGUGCGCCUGGCAGCUCCAGGACCAGAGGAUGAGCACUGCCCUCGCUUCUCUGGGGCCUGGCGUGGAGGUCGGCAUACGCAGUCCCAGCAGGCGAUCAUUGCAGGCUUCACUCACGCGGUGCAGCUGGAGCUGUCCAAGGCGCUGCGGGCCAUUCUGGCCUCCGACGAAACACUGCUGAAGGGCUUUGCAGCUGCCAUCAGGGCAGCCUGGGUACAAGCAAAAGCUGCAGAAGUUCAGUCCAAGCGCUUGCGUCGAACGCAGCUCACCCAGCUCACGCCAAGAUCAAGGAGUCUGCUGUGA